Nasonia vitripennis (jewel wasp) is the source of this 1792-nucleotide messenger RNA. RefSeq lists its product as uncharacterized. The transcript has 2 exons. The record is from RefSeq and is a predicted model, not a curated record. Bases 122 to 1735 code for a protein of 537 amino acids. NCBI's taxonomy places the organism in Eukaryota, Metazoa, Arthropoda, Insecta, Hymenoptera, Pteromalidae.
AAUAGCGCGAAAAAGCGCCACCUGUGAACUUGGUAGCGAAGAAAAAGAACGUCGCGAAUGCGUUAUGCGAAUAUCGUACUCGGUAGCACGGUAGCAGGUGUCAAAAGGUUAUGCAGUUAUAAUGAAUGAAAAUCCAAAGAAGAGACAACGCGUAAAAAGAUGUUGUGUAAUCGGAUGUACGAACGAGAAUUCCAGCGAAGAAGUACCAUAUUACUAUUUUCCAACAGAUUCAACCGAGUGGAAAAAGCUGAGACGACAAAAAUGGAUAGAUGAGGUUGUCCAACACAACAAACAAAAAUAUUGGGAACCAAAGAAGAACACAAUGAUAUGCGCUGCUCACUUUACAGGAGGAAGAAAAAGUGAACACCCUCAACAUCCUGCAUUCAACCCCACAAUUUUUCCUGGUCAAUCUUCAAAAAAUAUAGAGGAACAAGUUACAAGAUUUGAUGGACAAAUGAAACAAGAACAAGUUAAACCUCUGCCAGUAAAGUUGCCAACAAUAACAACAGAAGAAGCAGUGGAUAAUUUGACAGGAAUGCUGGUCAAGCCAUCAGUAAUUAUUACAAAAGAAUCCACAACUACAUCACCAGCAAAAGAUGAAAAUGUACAAAUAGCAAUUCCUGAACCACUAUUUAGCAAGAUAGAAGACACGAAGGUUGAUCAAAAUAAAAGCAUGGCUAUUGAUGACCAAGCGCAUACCAUCCUUGAUUUUCAAUGUCAAGUAAACAUAUCAAAUGCUAAACAUGUAGAUAUAACCAUGCCUGACUAUAUGAUGUGUAAUCUCAGGGUUGAGAAUAAUCUUAAAUGUGCAGAAACUCAAAUCAAUCUAAAAAAUCCAACUCCUGUAAUAAUUAAGAGUCAGAAAGAAACUCUGUCAUAUAGCACAAUUUUCAAAACUCCUUGGCUACAGCCUGUAGAAUUUAAUGGCAUAUCUUCAAUAAAUUUUGACAGUGAUUUGGAAGAAAUUAGCGGAGUAAAUUUUGCAAUAUUUAAUCAGUUAUUAAAAAAAUUACCUGCAAUGGAACGGCUUACUAUUAGCAAUGCAAACAGAUUAUUAAUAUUUUUAAUGAAAUUUAAACAAGGCCUCAGUACAUCUGUUUUGAGUAUUUUGUUUCACUUGAAUUCAAGCACAAUCGAUCGGAUAAUUGAUGAAACUUUAGAGCAACUUGCAGUUUCUCUAAAAUCUCAUGUAUAUUGGCCAAAAGAUAGACAGGCUAUGACAAAUAUAAUGCCAAACUCAUUUAAAGACGAGUACAUAAAUUUUAGAGCCAUAAUAGAUUGUAUAGAGAUUCACAUAGAAGUGCCUACAAACGUUAAAGCAAGAAUAGAAUUUUAUACUAAAUACAAGACUGGCCACAGCUUCAAAAUAUUCUUCGCAUUUGCUCCUAAUGGUUUCAUUACUUAUAAAAGCAAAUGUUAUGGUGAACAAAAACGCGAUGUGCUAGUUGCAAAUGACUGUGGAUUUUUGAACCUCAUCAGUGAUAACGACGUCAUUUUAGCUAUCAAGGAUUUUCCUAAUCUCAAGACUGUUUUAGAGCGUAAAAACGCUGUUUUUGUAACACCUCCUUUUAUGGAGAAUUCUACAGAGUACACUAUUUACGCUCGGAUUUUAAAUAGUAUAAACCAAAUAAAAUUAUUCAGAAUUCUGUCAUCUAUGCCUACAAAUUUAGCUUCUAAAAUAGACGACGUUGUUCAAGUCUGUAGUGCAUUAAAUAAUUUAAGAUUGCCUUUGUAGAAAUUGUAAGACGAUUAUAAGACAAAUAAAUUAUAUAUUUUUAUAUUUUCAGCAAAA